AUGGCAGAAAUCAAAAUUAGUAAUAAAACCAAAGAUAAAGUUAAUGCUUGCAAAGCCUAUAUAGAAAGAAAAUAUAAAAUGUUUAUAACUUAAGAAAAGGAAAAAAUAUAAGAUUGGUAGCAAUUGGAAUUAAUUCUAAAAAGCCUUAAUUUUACACCUAUAGAAUAAGAGUUGAUAAAAAAGGAAAUAUAACAUAAGGAAGCAAUGCGAUUAAGAAAGAAGUUAAUAUGAUUUAAUCUUUAGGAGAUAAAAGGUUACGGUUGAAGAUUAUGAAUCCCUUGCCAUAAUUGGUAGAGGAGCUUUUGGAGAAGUAAGAGUUUGUAGACAUAAGAGUACAAAUGAAAUUGUAGCAAUUAAAAAAAUGAAGAAAUCUGAAAUGAUUUUUAAAAAUCAAUUAGGACAUAUUAGAGCUGAAAGAGAUUUAUUAGUAUAAUCUAAAUGUAAAUGGAUUGUUGAAUUAAAAUAAUCAUUUCAAGAUGAUGAUAAUUUAUAUUUAGUAAUGGAAUUUUUAAGUGGUGGAGAUUUGAUGACUUUAUUAAUUAAAAAGGAUAUAAUUCCAGAAAGAGAUGCAAAAUUUUAUAUAGCAGAACUUGUUUUGGCAGUUGAAGAAAUUCAUAGUAUGAAUUAUAUUCAUAGAGAUCUUAAACCUGAUAAUAUUUUAAUAGAUGCAGAUGGUCAUCUUAAAAUAUCAGAUUUUGGUUUAUGUAAACAUUUAGGUGUACAUUAUGAUAUGGCUAUCCCAUAUAAAAAUAAUACUUAAGAAAUAUAGUCUAAAAAUAAUAAUUCACGUCGUUAAUUAGCAUAUUCUACUGUUGGUACACCUGAUUAUAUUGCACCAGAAAUAUUCUCUUAAAAAGGUUAUGAUUAAUUGGUAGAUUGGUGGAGUGUAGGUGUUAUUUUAUUUGAAAUGGUAAUAGGUUAUCCACCUUUUUAUAGUGACACACCAUAAAAAACCUGUUAAAAAAUAUUAUCUUGGAAACAUCAUUUUAAAAUACCUAAAGAACCAAAAAUAUCUUCUUAAUGUUAAGAUUUAAUUCUCAAAUUGAUUUCUGAUUCUAGUGAAAGAUUAGGAGAUUCAAAUAAAAUAAAAAAACAUCCUUUCUUUUGUGGUAUUGAUUGGAUUAAUAUACGAAAUCAAAAACCUCCUUAUAUACCAGAUAAAAAGAAAUUAACAUCUAAUUUUGAUAAAUUUGAAGAAAAAGAACCAUGGAUUAAUAAUGUAUAAAAUGAAAAAGAUAUAGAUUAAAAUAAAAAUAUGAAUGAUAAUAAAAAAUACUUUUAUGGAUAUACUUAUAAAAGAAAUUGUGAUAUAGAGAAAAGUCCUAUAAAAAGGGCUAUAGAAGAAUUAGAAAAUAUUAAACCAUCAGGAAUCAAAGCUGAUUUCGAUAAAAAACAAAGAUCUUAGUCUCCAAAACCUAUUAAUAUACCUCCUGAGAUUAAUAAAUCUUAACGAUCUCAAUCACCAACUAUAAAGGAUUAACUAAAAAAUACUUAUAUGUAAUAUAUUGGAUAAUUUUUAUCACCAAUAAAUAAAUUAAAACAAAAAUAAAAUUGA
Messenger RNA from Paramecium pentaurelia, 1555 nucleotides. The record is from the annotation of a GenBank genome assembly. Lineage: Eukaryota; Ciliophora; Oligohymenophorea; Peniculida; Parameciidae.